Molecule: messenger RNA, 5025 nt
Organism: Cladocopium goreaui
Lineage: Eukaryota; Dinophyceae; Suessiales; Symbiodiniaceae
Source: the annotation of a GenBank genome assembly
AUGUGCUGGAAGACUUCGACCGUCAGCUUGCUGAAGUCUUUCCACCCUGAAACCUUUAGGACGAUGACCCUUGUGCUGAGGGAACUGCUCAAUACUUCAGCAACUCGGCGGGCUGGGCCCUCCACCACUGAUGUAAGGUGGAGUCACCCAGUCGAAAAUAUCAUGUACAAGUAUUUGUCAAUUUGCCGCCAUUUUUUCUCCAGAACAUCGCUGAGUGCCCUUUUUUUGGGCACCGACGACCAGCCAGCGCUGCUGAAUGUCUUGCUGGUGUCUAUCCCGUUGGCCUUCAUGUCGAGAUUCCUCGGCUGGAGUGAGGCCUGGGUCUUCCUAAGCGCCUUGGUCGGCUUGAUCCCUCUGGCCGAGCGCAUCAGCUUCGUCACGGAAGAUGUGGCGAAGUACACAAAUCAGACAUUGGGAGGUUUGCUGAAUGCAACCUUUGGAAACAUCACUGAGCUGGUGGUGUGCAUUUUCGCAAUCAGAGCCGGACUCUUCCGGGUGGCACAGCUCUCCAUGUUGGGCUCUGUGCUGUCCAACUUGCUUCUGGUUCUGGGCUCGGCGUUUCUCAUUGGCGGCUGCAGACACAAGGAGCAAAACUUCAACAGGUCAGCAGCGGUGACCAAUACGGGGCUCUUGAUUUUUGCCGUACUGGUGUGCCGGGUGUUCAAGGGAACUCCGGCGUGCGGGGCGUGCCUAGCCGGCGCGCGUAUUCUGGGGAUCCUCCAAUCAGGAGGCCUACCCGUCUGCGAGGAGCGGCGGGUCACAGGCCUCCUGCGGGGGGUCGCGGGUGAGCUCGCCGACCUGGUCGAGAGCCGCCCGGCAGGUGAAGAGACCCGCAGGGGGACUUCGCCGCCCAAGGGGGGAAUAUCUGGCCUGACCCCCGGGCCAAACGCAGGAGUCGCUGUAAAGGCCGAAGAGCCUGGCAGCGAGGGCUCCUUUGAGGAAGAGGGAGAAGAGGAAGAGCCAACUUGCCCUGACCAGGCCGUCGAGGCGAGUGGUGAGGAGGUAGACAAGAAAGACAAAGAGCCUCCCAAGGAAGGUGCCGUCAGCAAGGACAAGAGCAAAGCAGCCGAGGAUUUAGAGAAGGAGCCCAAGCAUAAGGAAGAGCAGAAGAGGCCUCAGCAAAACCGGAGAAGUCACGUGGCAGCGCAGUUGCCCCUCCUACGAGAACUUCAGGAGAGGGAGAAAGGAGCAGGCGAGAGGAGCCCGAUAGGAGGUCGAGAGAUCGAAGGGGACACAGCCCCGCAAGAGGAGAGAGAGACGACGAGGGCCAUCGACGAGGAGAGAGGCAGUCAAGGGUGCGCCACGGGAGCGAGCGACCUGCCUCCCCGGCAGAGAGUUCAAGGAGUGGACAGAAGACCGGAAGAGGAGACGGGGUCAGUGGCACUGAUGCCGCCCAAAGCCAAGGUGAGGGCGAAAGCCAAAGCAAAGGGUUUCCCUAUGAGGCGGCCUGCAAGGGUGGUGCGGCCUGGCGGUCUGCGUCGCCCGGCUGCGGCGCCCGAGGGAGACUCUCCAUGGAAGAGGGGUCUCCCCCAGAAGUUGGUGGAGGUGCCGCUGACGGAGUUCGCAACCGGUCUCUUCUUGGUUGCAGAGGAGGCCGACUACUUUGGGGGCAAUAUCAAACUCGCUGGCGAGAUCACGAAACUGGAGGUAGAGAAAGGAGAGACUACACUCUACCUCCAUGCAAAGGGGACCGACAGCGAAGCUUUGCUGAAAGCCCAUACCAGCCAACCACAAACUUGGUUCAAGUGUCACGUGUGCCCGGAGGGGUGCACGAGACAGGUGACAGGAGAUUAUGUGGUGCAUCUCCUGAAAGGACGAAAAGGCCGUACAGAAGGAGAGGAGGAAUGGACCAGAAACCUAGAGGUGAUGAAGCGCGGAGACGACAAGGAGGACGAAUUGGGGAACCUUCGGAGGAGGUCACAGGAGAUAGCUCAACAGCAGCGGGAGGAGGGCCUUCCUCCCGAGGAGGAGCCAGGAGGGACUCCCAAAGGACAAGAGGGAGAACCCUCCUUGGAAAGAAAGAAGAAGAAGAAGAAGGAAAAGAAAAAGAAAAAGGACAAAGGCCUGGAAAAUGGACGGCAUCCGGCUUUAGCCGCCCAGAAAGAGGUGAAAGAGCUCUAUCAAGGAACGGGCCUGGAUCCUCGGGAGCACAUCAGGCGGAGGAUACAGAAGAAGGCACAAAAGUUCCUAUCGAAGAAGAGGAGCAGAAGCAGCAGUGGAGCGUCCAGCGGCAGCAGUUCGACCAGCUCCCCCUCCCUCGAGGAACCACGGGGGGUGGAGGGAGUCUUCACCGAAGACACCAAAGUUCGGGCCCUGGCCGAGCGCUACCCGGGCACGCUAGCAGUGGAGGCAAUCAGUGCUAUGAGAAGGUCCCUACUUACCACCAGUGGGGAAGAGAUGGACGAGUCGGCCAUCAGACCGGUGGCACUCCUGUAUUACAGGACGGUCCUGGCAAGGCGCACCUCAGGUCCACAGAGCAGAGAGAUGCUGAACCUGAGUGCAGCCUUGGACCUCCUAGUACGGGGGAAGCCAGCUUGCGCCGCCGACCUCAUAGCCCAACGGCUAAAGGCGCAGGAGGCGGUGAGCCAGGGCACAAGCUGGGCAGUGGCGCAGAGGAUGGAGUUGCCACCCCCGGAAUUGCCUGGCUUGGUGGCGAGGGCCGAGCUGGCGAGUGCGCGCAAAGAGGAAUACGAGGAGGCCCGGACUCGUUGGCGAGCGGCGCAAGGAUCAGGAGGAGGAAAGAACGAGCACAAGGGCAAGGGCAAGAGCGGCAAAGGAGAAGGACAGCCUUGGAGGAGAGAGGAUCGACGCGACGAUGGCAAGGACAAGCAGAAGGGCAAAGGGAGUGAGCCUGGUAUGAGCAAGGAUCCUCCUAAGGGUGCAGGAGGAAUGGACACUUUUGUGCGAAAUGACCGGGGCGUCUUUGAAGACCCUGGCCAGGCCGCGAAUAUCGGGGAGGAUAGGUUUUUUACACCGGUCCAGAAGAGCCCUGAUCUUUUUCCACCGGUACCUCCCAAGAAUUAUCCGGGAGAUGUGCCUUUUGGUGCCACAGCAGCACCGUAUGUUUCAUCCACCUUUGAUGGGAUUGACCAUCACCUUGCAGCUGACUUGGCUGCAACUUCGGAAAGGCGGAAAAGAGAGAUGGAGCCGUUUUCAGGGAAGAGAGUUUGUGAUUUGGGAGGAUAUGUCCUUGAGGAGCUCUUAGGGGUUGUUUCACUUCGCAGCUCGACCAAGGGCAUGAAGGGGCCAAUGAAGGGUGCACUCAAUGCAUUCGUCUUCUUGGAAAGGUCUAUAGACUACAAAGGAGACGAAGUCAAAACGGCCAGAAGUUUCUCCUGGGAAAAUAUUAGACAUGCACUUCCCAACGAAGUCGGAAGAGUUCCACUAGAAGAGGUCUGCACUUUAGGUGCUAGACAUUAUGUCCAACACUUUGACUCGUUCAUUAAGUCCCCUGAUCAAUGGGUGAUGGGGCGUCCACCACGUGUGAUGGUGGAAGACAAAGACUGGGCUGGAGUCUGCACCGGACUAGUGGAAAGUGGGGUCUGCACGUUUUUGGAGCGGGAGGAGGUUUUUGCUACAGGCGAGAGUCUCCUGCUCAACGGGUUAUUUGGGGUCACCAAAGAUGAAUGGGUCGGGAACACGGAAGUCUACAGACUCAUAAUGAACUUGGUGCCCCUCAAUGGGAUUGCCCACAGCCUGAAAGGAGACGUAGAAACACUUCCAAUGUGGUCACUCAUGAACCCGUUUUUUCUGCAGCCUCACGAGAAGCUACUGGUUAGUAGCGAAGACGUUCGAUGCUUCUUUUACACAAUGAGUGUGCCUUGUUCCUGGUGGAAGUACUUGGCUUUUAACAAGGUUGUCCCCCAAGCUUGUCUUCCUACCCAUCUUCAAGGAGCAGAGGUAUAUCUUGCGGCAAAGGUCCUCCCAAUGGGAUUUCUCAAUAGCGUUUCCCUGGCGCAACACGUGCAUCGCAACCUAUCUCUAUGGAGUGCUGGGCAUGACCCUGAAUGCGAUGAGAAUCCUCCAGAGGGUGAGAUCCGGAAGGAUCGGCCACUCACAGUUAAGAACCCCAGCUGGAGGAUAUAUCUCGACAAUUACGACCUGCUUGAGCGGGUGAACGCCCUGGGAGUGUCCCAGCAACAGGGUACGGUAGCGCCAGCCGUAUUAGCUUUGAGGCAGGAGUACGAAUAUUGGGACAUCCCCAGGAACCUGAAGAAAAGCGUGAGUAGGCAGCUUCGGGCAGAAGUACAAGGAGCACAGGUUGACGGCGAAGAUGGAGUGGCUUUCCCUAGAGAGACCAAGUUGGCAAAGUACCUAGCGGCUGCAUUGGCGUUGGUUCAACUGGAGACGGUCACGCAGCGACAGCUCCAGAUGGUAUGUGGUGGGAAAGCAGUGCGUACAUUGCCAAGCCAGCGUCGUCUGGAGAUCCUUCGGUUUGUAGGUCUCCUGCCGUUGGCACGCUUAGAUUUCAGAAUUCCAGUUCAUCCAGUGGUUUCGUGCAGUGAUGCUUCAACAUCGGGAGGCGGGGUUUGCGCCUCCCUUGGGCUCUCCGCAUGGGGACGUUUGGUCGUUACUGGUAGCCUGAGGGGUGAAUUGCCUGAACUCCGGCAGGAACAUCAGGUUCUGACCAUCGGGCUUUUCGAUGGGAUCGGAGCCCUUCGUGUGGCAGCUGACCUCAUAGGUCUACAACUUAUCGGCCACAUCAGCGUCGAAAGCAAUGCUCAAGCCUCACGGGUGGUGGAGUCGCACUUCCCGGAUGCGCAGUUUGUGCAGGACGUUCAAGCCGUGGACUGGGAUAUGGUCCGGGAGUGGGCUCGGUGCUACUCCCAAGCUUCGGUGGUGCUGCUGGGCGGCGGACCCCCGUGUCAGGGGGUCAGUGGACUGAACGUGGACAGAAAAAGGGGCCCUGCGCGACGAAAGAUCCCGUUUAUUCACACAUGUACCCCGCAUCCUUGCAUUGGUGCGCAAGGCAUUUCCCUGGUGCCAAGUACAUGCUUUGAUGGAAAGUGUUGCCUCAAUGGAUAG